GUAAAUUUGCUUCGUGAAGUUGAGAAAAUGUGAUUGUGUGGUGUGUUAUUUACAUGGUAUUGGAAAGAGUGAUUUCGCCGAUUUGUAAUGGCUGCCAUUCCUCAAAAUAAUCUUCAAAAGCAACUGAACAUCCAUUCAGCUAAAGAACCUCAGAACAAAUUAACACUUUCAAAGUCUAAACAUGGGGGAUUCACAUUUAAAAAAACGAACCCUUCUAGUUGUGCUGCAGUAUCCAGUUUUUCAAAAGUAAUGAACUUUAAUGCCUUGAAGGACAGGAGUGCCAAUGUUUGUCAGGAUUUUUCUCUGACCAAACCCAAGGAGCAGGUGGCUAGCACAAGUUUCUUUCAGCCAGACUGCAGGGGAAAAGAACAAGAAUCGCUACACCACAGCAGCAGAACCACGCCAUUUGUUAAAGAAAAUGAGAAGUCAAAUAUGGGAGCUGGGAAGAUGGAUGACCUGCUCAAAAAAAACGGCAUGCUCAAGAAACCUGAGCUGGACUGCUCGCUUAAAUCUGCUAUUGAUGUUGAUGAUUGGGAUGAUUUGGAUGAUUUUGAUACCUCUGGGAAGGUCAAAAUAAGCCCCAGCUCUGACUUGAAGACACGUCAAACCUCUUUGACAAAACCCUACAAAACACCACAGAAAUCUGCCUCAGAUGAGCAGAUUAAUGCAAUAAAUGAAAACCAUAAAUCAUCUUCAGGAAAUGUGGAAGACUCUGUCAGUACUUUGUCAUUACAGAAAAGUAGGCAGGAGGUGUUUGAUAAAUCACAUCUAAAAGAGGCAAAUGACUUUAUUUCUUCAAAUACAUCAAUUUGCCUUGAUGCUUCUGAAUCUGAAGGUAAAACUUGCAGAAAGAGUGAUGAAUCAUUACUGCUGUCUGUGCUUUCUUCUACUUCAUUUGGUGAUAAAGAAUGCCAUAGUAAAGGGUGUGCCACUCAGAAAGCUGGAAGCAAAACGGGUAAAGUAGCUGUUACAGAGGCAACUGAAGCUGUCCAGCCAAAUACAAACAGCAAAGGUGAAUAUCAACACGGAGAUGUGAGUCAUGCAGACCAGAGUGUAGAAUGCCAAGAUUCUGUAUUUGAGGAGGAUGAUGAGUUUAUUCCACCUUCUCCACCUAGAGGAGUAUUUUCCUCACCUUCUUUUAUUACUUGUACCAGUUCUGCUGAAUCUUCAUCUUCAGUAAAAAAAACUUUGGAAAACAGCUUUUCCAUUCAGGUUUCAAAGCCUAAAAAGACUGUUGCUACCAUUCAUCCUAUUCGAAACAGUGUGGACAAUGAAGCUAAUAGCUUUGUUACAUCAGAGCAACUGCAUAAAGUGAUGGAGAGCAUCUGUAAAUUAAUUGACACAGUUCCAUGUAAUGAACUUAAAGGGCUGACUUGUGGAGAUCAGUUAAUUAAGCAGAGAGAUCUCUGGAGAAAAUUUUCCAAGAAAAAUGAAAUGAAUAUGAAUAAAAGUGGAAAAAAUGAAACUUUUCAAACGGUUUCUAGUUUUGACCAGAAUAUUUCUGUGGAUUCCAUUCCAUCUCUUUCCUCCUUGCAUUCUUUUCAGCGAAGUGAGUCAUGCCCUGACAUAUUGCCUAGCAGGCCAUUCAGUUAUAAGAAUUUGUGUGUUGCUUCACCAGCGGACUCUAGAAGUAACUUCCUCCAUGAGAUUACUAUAAGUGAUUCGUCAGGGUUGAAAUCAUCAUUCCAGACACCAGAAGCCUCAGUGAAGAGAGAUUUACCAUCUUUCAUCAAUUUAGAUACGCCGGUUGGUGCAGGGAUCCACAGAGAAUUAUUAGUAAACAGUAAUGGUAAUAAACCAUCUGUAGUUGUUCAGCCAAAGUCUGGUUCCUUUAAUGACUGUCUGUACAGUACUCCAAGGACAGAUGGCAGAGAGUUUGGCUGUUCACUAUCUAAACCUCUAACAAGUACCAUUAUGAAGUCACAGACUACCCGUAUAAACUACCCUGAUGGUCUUGAUGUACUAAUUAAUGAUGAAGUGGACCAGUAUGAUAUUGAUGACUUUGAGCUUGAUGACUUUGAUGAAAAUGAUUAUACUUCAACUCCAUGCUUAAAGCCAAAUGAACUGACAUCAAAUAAACAGUAUCAGCCAAUAAAAGAAGGUGGUCCAAGCAAAUCACUUGAAAAAAAUGCAGCUUCAGCUGCUAGUGGAAAACUAGAUCUUUUUCAGUCUUCUACCUCUAAAUCUUUGUCUGUGGCAUCUAACACUUCAUGUAAUACACUUAAGGACAAAAUAUUGAAAGACACAAACAAAUUGGGCCUCUCUUCAGUCGAGAACCCUGCACACAAGCAAUUCAAAGGAUUUGGUUUCUUACAUUCUAAGGAAAUGAUGAAGAUUUUUCAUAAAAAAUUUGGUCUACACCAGUUUCGUACAAAUCAGCUAGAAGCAAUCAAUGCUGCAAUGUUGGGGGAGGACUGUUUCAUUUUAAUGCCGACUGGUGGGGGAAAAAGGUGUACGCCUCUGCCACUUUGCCUCACACCUGGACUUCAUCUUGUUCUAUUAACACUGGAAUCGGUCAUUGCUAACCAGGUUGGUAAACAUACUUUGCAGUGUGGUUUUGAUGUUCCUGCUACUUACCUUACUGGAGAUAAAACAGAUGCUGAAGCUACUAGUAUCUAUAUGCAGUUGUCCAAGAAGGAUCCCAUUAUAAAACUGCUCUAUGUCACUCCUGAAAAGGUUUCUGCAAGUAACAAACUGAUCUCUGCCCUAACAAAUCUGUAUGACAGGAAGUUGCUAGCUCGUUUUGUUAUUGAUGAGGCUCACUGUGUCAGCCAGUGGGGCCAUGACUUCCGUCCAGACUAUAAGAGAUUAAGUGAAUUACGUGCCAAAUUUCCUUCAGUUCCAAUAAUGGCACUUACUGCCACAGCCACUCCCAGGGUGCAAAAGGAUAUCCUUAAUCAGCUGAGGAUGCUGAAGCCACAGGUGUUUAGCAUGAGUUUUAAUCGACACAACUUGAAAUAUGAAGUAUUAUCCAAAAAACCAAAGAAGAUUGCUGAAGACUGCUUGGAAUGGAUUAUGAAACAUUACCCACGUGACUCUGGAAUUGUAUACUGCUUGUCAAGAAAUGAAUGUGACACAAUGGCUAAUAUCAUGCAACAGAAGGGUAUAGCUGCUCUAGCCUACCAUGCCGGAUUGCCUGACUCUGACAGAGAUUUUGUACAACAUAAAUGGAUUAAUCAGGAUGGAUGUCAGGUGAUUUGUGCAACAAUUGCAUUUGGAAUGGGAAUUGAUAAACCAGAUGUGCGUUAUGUUAUCCAUGCUUCCUUGCCAAAAUCUGUUGAAGGUUAUUAUCAAGAAUCUGGUAGAGCAGGAAGAGAUGGUGAUACUUCUCAUUGUAUCCUCUUCUACUCUUAUCAAGAUGUAACCAGAAUAAGGAGACUAAUUCAAAUGGAGCGAGAUGGAAACUACCAGGCAAAACAGACUCACUUCAGCAAUUUGUACAGCAUGGUGCAUUAUUGUGAAAAUGUGUCCGACUGUAGAAGAGCACAGCUGUUGGCUUACUUUGGAGAAGAAUUUAAUCCUAACUUUUGUAAGGAGCAUCCAGAAGUCAUGUGUGACAUUUGUUCAAACAGUAAGGAUUAUAAGUCAAGGAAUGUUACUGAAGUCGUUAAGAACAUUGUGAAGUUUGUACAAGAAAAUUGUGUUCAAAAAGGUAUGAAGUACAGCAGAAACGUGCAGUCUUCUAGCAGGCUAACCUUGAACAUGCUGGUUGACAUUUUCUUAGGGUGCAAAAAUGCCAAGGUACAGUCUGGAAUAUUUGGCAAGGGUGCAGCAUUUUCUCGACACAAUGCUGAGAGACUGUUUAGAAAGCUGGUAUUGGACAGAGUAUUGGAGGAAGAACUUUACAUCACAGUAAAUGACCAGGCCGUGGCUUAUGUAACUCUAGGACACAAAGCUCAAGCAGUACUAAAUGGAUUUUUACAGGUGGAAUUUCAAGAAACAGAAAAUGCCAGCAGUAUCAGAAAGUCCUCUGUUGCAAAGAAGUCAAGUAAACGAGAUGAGAUGGUUCAGAAAUGUUUGGAAGAACUUACUGAACUUUGUAAAAGACUUGGGAAGAUCUUCAGUGUCCAUUAUUACAAUAUCUUUAACACAGCAACUGUUAAGAGAAUUGCAGAGACAUUAUCUUCAGAUCCUGACGUUUUGCUUCAGAUUGAUGGUGUAACUGAAGACAAACUGGAAAAAUAUGGGGCUGAAUUUAUCGAAGUUAUGCAGAAAUAUUCAGAAUGGCAGCUGUCUGUGGAAGAUGACACCCUUCCAACUGGGAGCUCAGGAGCUAAAACCAAGCGCAGGCUAGAUGCAGAUGAAGAAGGGAUGGAGGAAAAUGGAGAAACCACUUCUGCAUACUUUGCUGGUGCAAGAGGAAAUGGUAGAAAAAGGAAGAAGAGCCGUUACACUACUGAGGCCAAGAAAAGAAAAACUGCUUAUGGAUCUCAGAACUGUGGUGCAAAGAGAAAGAAAAAAUACUUCAGGUCAAACUCCUUACCACAGUCAACAUCAAGAUUUAGUUCUGGACAUCAAAAUCCAUCAACUUGCUAUUCCAAAAUGCCAGCAGCUCCCAGCAGGAAGCCAGGAGUCAUGGCGCCACCAGUACCUCAAAGCAAUCGGCGAAGUUUUCUUAAACCUUCUUUUUCUCUACAGUGAGUUACGGGGCUUGAUUACAGCACUUAAUCAUGCUUCAGUUGAUAUGGAAUGCUUUGUUGCAGUAAUCUGUGAAUGACCAAAAAUCAGAGACACAAACUUGCUGCCUUGAGGAUACAUAGGAUGUCCUUGACAAUAGAUAUCAAGUCCUUUUUAUUUUAAUUGCAGAGUGUUUCACUUUUGUGGCUUGUAUUAAAUGUCUUUGCAUCCUGUCAUAUAGAAUGCAAAUCACAGACCAUCUUGAUGCUUAUUUAUGAAUCAUUUGAAGGGGUAGCAGUCAUUACUGUGUUGAACAUAUCAGACUACUUUCUGACUGACUUAGUUUCAUUUUUGUUCUAGUGGUUUUCAGUAGCAGUAAAAGUUCUUUUGUUUUCUCUUGUCCUUUUCUUUAGUCAUAAACUGGACUUUUUUGUAUAUAUGUAUAUAAAAUUGACACCAUCUAGUAUUUUUAUUAUGCAAAGAUCAACUGCUGCAUCCAAGAAAUGUGUAUAACCACAAGAAGUAUGUGGUAAGAAAGCGUCUUACUCCUUGGAGAUUGAACCUUUGGCAAAUAGAUAUGUGUUAAAUUAUUUAUGUGCAUGUCAGAAAGACAUUAACAUGGGUUUGUGGAGAAUAGCUUUUAUCAUCUUAGCAUCAUUUCCAUAAUUACAUCACUUUUUUCAGUCUGCGUAUUUACAUUUUUUUUGUAUUGUUGGAUUUUGGGGGUUGUUUUUUUUUUUAAAUUGUGACCUUAUGUGUAAAGUUGUCUUAAUUCCUGGUAUAUUACGUCAUUUACUAGAGGUAUGUUAUUUCGUAUCCUUAUGAAAGAUACGUUGAGUGCUGUAUCCUACCAUCUUGUCAUACAUUGUUUCCUUGUAAGUAUCCUUUUCUAAUUAGAUAAAUUACAUUUUAGUGUAGUCAGUGGAAAUAUUUCUAUUGAUUUUGUCACUUUUUUGUUAAUUAUGGGCUGCUCAAAUGACCCUUUUCAGCUUCUACCCAGGCAUAGGUCAAAGACAUGAACAGCAGAAUAACAUUUACAGUAGGUACUUUUUAGCAACAAGAAACUGCUAUUGUAAGUGUUAUCACUGUAUUAUAAAUGAGCAAGGACAAUAUUGCAGUAAUUAUUGUUACUGUUGUUUUGCAGUUUGGUUCCCGUGUGGAGUGCCUUCUGUGCAGAGUCUGUGCACUUUUUUCAGCAGGUCCUCCAAUUUCCUGUCUUAUCCCAAAACUGUUCCGCAGGUGAAUUUGGUGAUCCUGGUAUAGACACGUGUCCUUUCCUGCAUUACUUUCCCCACCUAGCACCCACUGAGUGCCUUCCCCUGUAACCCUUGACUAAGUAUAGCUGUUAUCCGAGAAUGACUGAAAAAUCCCACUUUUAUGUUAAAAAGUUGAUUUUGUGUACAGACUAUAUUCUGGUGCUCUUCAUCUUGUAUCCUUCAAGCAGUGGCUGCCUAAGGUGUAUUCAUUUUUGUCUGAGAUCUUGUUCUUUCUGUGAGAGAUGUUAAUGUAUGAAAGAUUGUUGCAUGAGCAUUAUUUAGACUACUUUGCCUGCCUAUUUUUCUAUAAUGCACCAAAGACUUAAAACAGUAUAAAAUAUUACAUUUACUAUGUAGGGUUUGCAGACUUGGCUGUAUUUGCUGGAAAUGGCACCCCACUCUACCUUUGAAGAUUGUUUGCAGUCUUUGAUAAGAAGAUAUAUCAUAUACAUUUGAGUGCUGGCAUUGUAUUAGCAUAUAUUAAAGAAGCUGUUACUACAUUCAAAUAGAGACUACCAGGAAUUUAAAGCCAGUGCUGUUUUCAGGAGUAGGUAUUAAUAUCUGAACCAAAAUGGCUACUUGUUGAGCAAUAUGAAAAGUAGGCCCAAUAUUCCUUUUUAAAAUGCCAGGAGAGAAAAAAAAAACUGUAACUGGCAUAUCAUAUAUGUUCAGUAGUGGUGCCUAUUCUUCCUGUUAAAAUGGAGGAAGUUUGUGCUGUUUAAAAAGUUCUGCACUGUUUAUUUUCCAAAUAUUAACCAUAAAAGCCUCUAUUUAUGUUACAUAUACUAACUAAAACAUUGUGUACUUCUUGCCAGAAGGCUGUGCAUGUGCAGGUGAUGUCUGGUCAAUGUGUAGACAUUGCUGUGCACACUGAUAAAUACUUAACAUUGCAGCAGUCUGCCUGCACCAUUCUGAAUGCACUUCUUUGUAAUUAGUUACCUUUUCUGAUAAUUGCUAAGAUUCAAGCUUCAUUGUUUCCCCAAAUUACAGUAUUGUGAUGUUAGUUCAUAGUCAAAAAUGAUCGUUUCUUUUCGUGUUUCUGAGCAAGUUCAUACAUGCCUUGAGAGCUUUGUAAACUUUUUAGUAAAGGAAUCUGUACAAAAUUAGCUUGAUCCCUUGUUGACAUCAGUGUAAAGAAUAUCAUGUUGCUACAUCCAUAUAUUUUAAUGGAUGUGCCAUUGGUCAUCCAUUGUGACUCAUUGAAGCACAUGAUGCAUCCCCACACUGCCCCUUGUGCUGAUGUCACCAAGAAAUAAGUUUAGCUGCUGUUGGCAAGAGUAUAUUUUUGCAAAGAAUUUUAUGUACAAACUAAAAAGUUAUUAUCAAAACAAUUGACAAGUGCAUCUUGGUAAUAUAGGUGCCACAUACCUUGGUGCAAAAGUCAUGUCCUGAGCUAUUCGAGGCACUUUAAGCAGUUUUAGCAUACCUUUAUACUUUUUUAUACAUCAUACAAGGUGUUUGAAAAGCUUCAUGAAGUGAUAGUUUGAACUUGGAAUGUAUUUAAUUGAUGGAACUGUGUUCUCACUUGUGGACUACAGUGGGUUACAGCUUUUUGCAUUCUGCAUCUGUUUAGUCUGUUCUUUUGCAGUAUAUUUUCCUGUACUUAUGUCUUUGUGCCUAAUUAAAGAAGCUGCUGUGAGUGCCAGAAACACAUUAAUCUGAGUUUUAGCAUGCAUCAUUCAUACCCGUAUUUAGCUUUGUGAUCUUUUUUAAAGGUUUAUUUUAAAUUCAGUUGAUUGCAUUAUUUUCUAGCUACUUCAGAUUAUUUUUUAUUUUUGUUCAUAAUUUCUAGUUUGCUUAUCCUUUGCUUUAUCAGAAGUCAUAUUUUAAGGCAAAUACACAUGUAUGUACACGCAUGUUAACAGAGGAAUCGAUGCAGAAUGGAAAGAUAAACUUUAGUGAAUUGUAUAGGUUUCUAGAGACUUGAAACAGUAAUGCAUAUAUUAACUUACAAGGGAGCAACUGUCACUAAUUAUAAAGCAGAAAGUGACAUUCAUUAUAAAUGGAUAUCAUCUGCAGCUUAACCUUCUGUAAUGUUACUUUGUUUUAAGCAUUACUUGAACAUCUAUUGGGUGGCUCAUUUUAAACAGUUAAAGAUGCACAGUACAUGACACCUACAUAAUAGAAAAGUAUGUCUAAUCUGAAGGAUAAUUUUAUAAUUAGCUGUUCACUGUUUACAUAGUCUUAAGCUUUUAUUGACCAUUUUAAAUGUUCUCAUUGGUUAGGUAAGACAAAUUGGCUGUGUUUGCCUUAUUCAUCUUGUUUUAUUGCAUUGCUUGUGAAUGACAUGUAACUGUUAAUGUGCAAGUUGGAGUUACUCAUCUAGGUGACUGACAUUUGUUCAUCUAGCCGUCUGACAUCAGGAAUUCUUUUGAAGUUCAUGUAAAUGAAGUAAAGCACUCAACUCUUCUUUUACUUUAAUAAAAUGUAAUAUUUCAUGGCGUUCAGUUUGGUGAUGGCCUGAUUUGUCUGUGGUGUUUGAAGGCAGUUGUGUCGUGAUUACCUUGCCCUUACUUCAUUUAACUGUAUGUUUAAAUGUACUGCUGUAAAAUAUUGUUUAUAUAUGUAAAUGUUAAAUAUAUUUGAUGUUGAUAGUCAAGAUAUUAUUAUAAUAAAAUAUAAUUUCCAACUCUU
Messenger RNA from Protopterus annectens (West African lungfish), 8507 nucleotides. RefSeq names its product BLM RecQ like helicase (gene BLM). Gene Ontology annotation, cellular component: cytoplasm; nucleus; chromosome. Gene Ontology annotation, biological process: telomere maintenance; DNA replication; double-strand break repair via homologous recombination. Bases 88 to 4641 code for a protein of 1517 amino acids. The transcript has 24 exons. Lineage: Eukaryota; Metazoa; Chordata; Ceratodontiformes; Protopteridae. Gene Ontology annotation, molecular function: ATP binding; four-way junction helicase activity; hydrolase activity, acting on acid anhydrides, in phosphorus-containing anhydrides. The record is from RefSeq and is a predicted model, not a curated record.